CAGAAAAUCAUUACUCGAUUCUAAGCUUUAUUCAGCUAAACAGCUGAGCGAUAAAAUAAUUUAUUCAAUAAAUUAAAAAAUGAUUGUUGAACCCGUCGUUCUCGUAGCGGCUAUCUUGGCCGUUGUCACUUCUAGCCAGAGCUUCAGCAUCGGUGCGCGGCCGGAAGUCGUGAUAUUCAAGGAGACUGAAAUCGACCCGGAAGUCAUGAUUGUGGAAAAAGCAGCUGAACUCAGCGAAAGUGAAUCCCCAUCUGAAAAUCAACAGAUCCAGAAGCUUGUAGAAGUCGAAAUAAUCAGCGGGAGUGGUUCCUCACCCAGCGGAUCUGGAAACCUACGCGUCUAUGAGGUCGCGGAAACUGAUCCAAUCAGCGGGAGUGGUUCCUCAUUCGGUGGAUUUGGAAAUGUACCCGUCUAUGAGAUUGCGGAAAGCAAUAUAAUCGGCGGGAGUGGUUCCUCAUCCAGCGGAUCUGGAAAUCUAGACGUCUAUGAGAUUGUGGGAAAGGGUGUAGUCAGCGGGGGCGGGUCCUCAUCCGGCGGAUCAGAAAAUCUACAGGUCUACGAGAUUGUGGGGUACGGUCAUCUCCACGGGGCCUCAUCCGACGGAUCGUCCUGGAAGAUCAUCGAGUUGAGUUGAUAAACUACUAAUGUGAUGAACCUGCUAUAACUGGAAAAUGCUGUCGAGGACUUCUCUCCCACAAACUGUAUUCACCCAUCGAUAUCUUUCCAAUUCGGAACGAGAAAAUCUAAUUUAUUAUAAACAUUGUGAAUUGAAAAUGGGAGAAUAAUAAAUUUCAUUAAAUUGAACAAUUGAACAAGUGA
This is a messenger RNA of Diachasma alloeum, 819 nucleotides long. RefSeq lists its product as uncharacterized. The transcript has 10 exons. Lineage: Eukaryota; Metazoa; Arthropoda; Insecta; Hymenoptera; Braconidae. Bases 80 to 634 code for a protein of 184 amino acids. The record is from RefSeq and is a predicted model, not a curated record.